This is a messenger RNA of Ustilaginoidea virens, 258 nucleotides long. RefSeq lists its product as uncharacterized. Bases 1 to 258 code for a protein of 85 amino acids. NCBI's taxonomy places the organism in Eukaryota, Fungi, Ascomycota, Sordariomycetes, Hypocreales, Clavicipitaceae. The transcript has 4 exons. The record is from RefSeq and is a predicted model, not a curated record.
AUGCGUCCUACCGCCACCCUCAGGAUGUUCCGUCCUACGACGCGCAUGAUGCGUCCGGUCCCCAAGGAGGACCAGGCCGGCCACACCAUCUCCCAACGGUUGCGCAAGCUCAAGCAGAUGCCUGCUGAGCUGAUUCCCCUCGCUGUCGUCGUUGGCUUCGCCAUAUUUGCCGCCGGUUACUCGUCCGCUCGAAAACUCGUCGUUGACAAGAACCUACGACUUUCCCGGCAGGGAUCUGCUGGUCGAGAAGAUCAUUAG